Molecule: messenger RNA, 1275 nt
Organism: Aplosporella prunicola CBS 121167
Lineage: Eukaryota; Fungi; Ascomycota; Dothideomycetes; Botryosphaeriales; Aplosporellaceae
Exons: 2
Coding region: 1-1275 (424 amino acids)
Source: RefSeq, a predicted model, not a curated record
AUGCCCUACAACACCAGGCGCAAGUCGCUGUCGCUACCCAUGCUCGGCAUCCAGCUCCCAAACAGCUCGCGAUCGUCGUCGCAUCGCUCACCGCCUUCCUCCAACACGCCUCAAUCCGACCAGCCGCCGCAGAAGAAGAUCAAGCGCGUCCAUGCCGCCAGCACUGCGUCAUCCUCUUCGCCACUGAGCCCCUCCGUGUCAAAGCUCCCCAAGAACGCCAGCAGGGUCGUCGAAAACACCCCGCCGCCCUCGCCCCGCGCCGAUGGCCAGGUCAAGGUUGACACCGAGGGCAUCAACGACGACAUUGUCGUCGCCGUGAUACAGCAGCUCGAGGAGACGGGCAACAGGCCCCACCUGCUGAAGGAGCUGGCCGCCGUGCUCGCCACCCAACUGCCCAUUGUCGAAAGCUCGGCCAACCCCUCCGCCAUCAUCUCCUCGCGCCUGACGGCCUACAUCCGCCGCCCCUGGACCGCGCUGGCGCCCUGCCCCGUGGGCAAGGAGCUUGUUGGCACCCACCCCAAGCGCAUCUACUUCUUCCUGACGACGUCGCCGCACCAGCCUAUCCCGGAGCCCGCCGAGUCGUCCACCGCUGCACCCGCUCGCAUUAUCUCGCCCUCGCUCUCAUCCGCGGCCGAUGACUCAGAGGAGGAAGAACGCGACGCGCGUACGCGUUCCGCAAUGUCGCCCUCGCCGGAGGUAGAUCUGUCGUCGCCCGAGCUCGACGACGAAGGCAGCGAGACAUCGACGACGUUCUCGGGCCGCAGCUCGCUGCUGCGCGACGGGCCACACCCGGCCACGACUAGCAACAUGGCGCACAACCGACGGGCGGCGAGUCCGCCGCUGGAGCGCGACGAGCGCGAGUUCACAGCCACGGCGUCGUCGCUGCAACAGCGCAGCCGCAGCCAGGAGUCGGAGACCAAGCCCGCCGUCUUCUCCGUGCCGAUGGACACGCACGCCGAGGACGCCGCCGGCGAGGAGUCGGAGGAGAGCGCCGCCCAGCGCAAUUCCGAGGCCGCGGCGCUGCUGUUCGGCCAGAGCGUCGAGAGCAAUACCUCCUCUGCGGCCUCGGCCUCGGCGGCCAUGGACUUUGGCAUGGCGAGCCCGGUGCUGCGGCCGCUGCAGAGCGUCGAGGAUCGGAAACGCAACCUCGAUUCCAUGGAGGACGUGCGUGUGCUCGAUGCCGAUGACGCUGGGCUGGGCUGGGCGUGGGACCAGUGGAAGAGCCCUGAGCACGUCGAGCUGGACGAGCUUGAUGACCUGCUCGGCGACUACUGA